Molecule: messenger RNA, 4278 nt
Organism: Anolis carolinensis (green anole)
Lineage: Eukaryota; Metazoa; Chordata; Lepidosauria; Squamata; Anolidae
Gene: atosa
Product: atos homolog A
Exons: 12
Coding region: 148-3417 (1089 amino acids)
Source: RefSeq, a predicted model, not a curated record
AAAAUGUCUUGUACAGAAAGGCUGAAUAUGUACCCAAAGCUGAACAUUUCUGUGUCAGCCACUGCAGACAUCUGGAUCCCCGAAUUACUGACAGUGUAGCCCAUUUUUGCUGCCGGAAGGCAACUUCAUUUCCACCACGAUUCCAGUAUGGUUUACAGUGGAAACAAAGGGCUGCAUAGAGAAGAUACUUUAGAUGAAUAUUUUGAAUAUGAAGCUGAGGAAUUCCUUGUCAACUUGGCCUUGCUGAUUACUGAAGGGAGAACACCAGAAUAUUCUGUCAAGGGAAGAACCGAAGGCCUCCACUGCCCUCCAGCGCAGUCAAGUCAACCAACCAGAACUAAACAUGAAUGCAGUGACAAACUGGGCCAGUGUCGUCAAGCUAGACGCACUCGGUCUGAAGUUACGUUGCUGUGGAAGAAUAAUAUUCCUAUCAUGAUCGAAGUGAUGCUACUUCCAGACUGUUGCUAUAGCGAUGAAGGACCCACCACAGAAGGGAGUGACUUAAAUGAUCCAGCCAUCAAGCAAGAUGCACUGUUACUCGAAAGAUGGAUUUUGGAGCCAGUUCCACGACAAAGCGGCGAUCGAUUUAUCGAAGAGAAGACCCUCUUGUUGGCUGUCCGUUCUUUUGUGUUCUUUUCCCAGUUAAGUGCUUGGCUGAGUGUCUCCCAUGGAGCAGUCCCUCGUAAUAUCCUCUACCGAAUAAGUGCUGCACAUGUGGAUCUCCAGUGGACAUUUUCCCAGACACCAACGGAACAUUUUUUCCCCGUUCCCAACGUUUCUCACAACGUGGCCUUGAAAGUCAGCGUCCAGUCUUUGCCGAGACAAUCGAACUAUCCAGUCUUGACUUGCAGUAUUCACACCAACCUUGGUUUCUAUGAGAAGAGAAUAGAGGAGCAUAAUGAACGCCAGCACUGCGAUCCCAUCAAGGCAGAGCAAGGCACUGUCCCCAAUGCACAGCGAGCUUGUAGCAAACUGAUGCGGACUGAAAGUGGGCUUGGAGUGAAAAAAGGCCCAGAGUUUAGCACAGCUGUCAGAAACCUGAAAUUUUAUCCAUCGACCGGACUUUUAUCUGACUUCGGAGCAUCAGAGCCCAAAGUUCAGUGUUUUACAGCUGCUGCUGACAAUAGGAAGCUGCAACAAGAACCAUCAGAGAGAGCUUCAAAACCGCUCUGCUUAGCUGAUUCCUAUGUCCCUAAUGGCUACACUACCCGCCAGUCACUGGGUGAAUCUAUUCCUUUAAUAGGCUCUCUGCUCCAAGAGCGGCAUGAAGUUAUAGCAAGAAUUGCCCAACAUCUGAUUCACUGUGACCCGGCAACAUCCCCAGUUAUGGGGCGGCCCUUUGGCACGCAUGAAACAGGCAUGGUAAACCCAAAGGUUUUGCGCAGCGCACAGGAAGAAGAGAACCCGGUGAAAAAGGGAAGGGAAACAUCCUCUGUUUCAGCUACUGUUGCCGCAGAUCUGACUUCGUUUGAAAAUGGCAGUAUUAGGAAAGCUCAAACAAUACCAGAAACACCAUUGCCCAGUUCCUAUAUCCCAAUGAACCAUUGCUCCCGCCAAACCGUAGAAGAAACGAACCCUCUCAUCAGCUCUUUACUUCAAGAACGGCAAGAGGUUAUAGCAAGGAUUGCUCAGCAUUUGAUUCACUGUGAUCCAUCAAUGUCACACACUGUUCAUCCUGUGUUUCAUGUUCAAGAAAUGAGUUCAGUUAAUCCAAAGGCUUUUCACCGUCCAUGUGAAGAGGAGAAACCACUGAAGAAAGGCAAAGAAGCCUCUUUAGAGAUGUCAAGGUGUACUUUAACAGAAGACAACCAAAAGACAAAAGGUAAAAUGCCAGCAACCCUUUGUAGUUCACUUAGAUCUGAUGAUGAACUGAAUGUAUCUCCAAACUCUCAAAUUAGAAGAAAACUGAUGCUAGCAGAGCCCAGUGAAGUAGUCCAAAAUGCAUUUCAGCAGCCUCCUACUAAUAGAAAUAAAAGUCCAUUAACUUCCCUCAACCAAUUGUCUAACAAAGAAGAAUAUAAAUCAGAAUUGGCAGAUAAAUUGGAAUCUGUCCUUUCUGGUUAUCUCCAAAAAUCUCAAGUGGCAAAGAAAGCUAUUGCCAAGCAGUAUUCACAUUUCAACGGUAGCGCUGAACAGAUUUGUACAAGUAAAUGUAAGAACAGAACAAACACUAGUCAAAAUAGCAACCUGAACUGUUUAAACAAUCCACAGUUGCAUCAGUCCAAUACGCUUGAAAACAUGAAAGUGACUGUAAUGCAGGCAUCUGAUAGUUUGCACAGAAGUGAGCAUAAGUGCUUCAAUAAAGGCUCCAAACAACAACAUACUAUUGAGCAAAAUUCCCAACUGGCUAGUAUUGAAAACUGUUUACAUAAAGACCUUGAAGGUUUCAAAUGCAAAACUAAACAAGACAGGGUGAAAAACACCAAUGAUGAGAACGAAGACCCAACAGAUUAUGAAGUCCAAAAAUGUUCUCUGAAGAAGCCUGCUGAGGACUGCUUGGUGGCUUUGUUUGAACAAAAGAAGAAUGCAGAGGUGUCGAGGACAGUAUCACUCAAACAUAUGUGGCACAAGAACAGUAUUCACCAUUUAGAUGGUACUUCUACGAAAGCCUUCCAUCCUCGAACUGGAUUGCCUCUACUUUCGAGUCCUGUUCCAGAAAGAAAAACACGAUCUGGAUGCUUUGAUCUAGAUACAUCACUAUUGCAUCUGAAAUGCUUCUCUAAAAGUCCACAACAUUGUCUGAGCAAAGAGCGUGAUCCAGAUGUCCAUGAGAAGCCAUUUCUGAGUUCAAGCGCACCACCAGUAACAAGUCUUAGUCUUCUAGGAAACUUUGAGGAAUCUGUUCUGAAUUAUCGCUUAGAUCCCCUGGGCAUCGUAGACGGCUUCACAGCCGAAGUGGGAGCAAGUGGGGUGUUUUGUCCAACGCACAUGACUCUACCAGUCGAGGUUUCCUUCUACAGUGUUUCUGAUGACAACGCACCCUCUCCCUAUAUGGGUGUCAUUGCUUUAGAGUCCCUUGGAAAAAGGGGUUAUCGGGUGCCCCCAUCAGGAACAAUACAAGUGACCUUAUUCAACCCUAACAAGACUGUGGUGAAGAUGUUUGUGGUGAUUUACGACCUGCGAGAGAUGCCUGCCAAUCACCAGACAUUCCUGCGGCAAAGAACCUUUUCUGUCCCUGUGAAACGAGAAACCAAGAGAAGCAUCAAUAAAGAGAACACGCGACACGUGGAAGAAAGGCUACUACGCUACCUCAUUCACCUGAGGUUCCAGAGUUCUAAGUCUGGAAAGAUCUACCUCUACAGAGACGUAAGGCUCCUGUUUUCUCGGAAAUCCAUGGAAGUCGACAGCGGCGCUGCAUACGAACUUAAAUCUUACACAGAAUCGCCAACAAACCCCCAGUUUUCGCCCCGAUGCUAGCGAGAGGCAACCAUGAAAACUAUUUGCUCAACUAUCUAAGGCAAACAAUUGGCAUAAUAAAGCAUACUGGGUGCAAGUUAACUAGCAAAGAAAGUGGGAUGAUGGUCACACUGGGAGUCAAGGCUCUUCUGGACUCUUGGACCAGUUCUUAAACACGCUUCUGGAAUGAGCUUCGUGUAUUCCAAGUAGACUGGAACGUACUUAGUCCUAAUCUUUUUUUAUACUGGUUUUAAACCACUUCAUUGGAUGUGUUGCAAUAGCAGAUUCCCAGAUUAGCUUAGUGUUUACACCUUAUUUUAUUUUUUUGGUUAUUUAAUAUUUAAUGUUUAUUUUACUUAAGUGAUAUUUGUCUUUACUGUUCUAAUGUAGCACAAAUCCUAUGUAAAAUCAUACUACGUAUUUUUGACAUUAAUAUUGAAAUCUGAAAUAUAUACAGAAAGUCUUUACUUUGCUGUGUGACGUGUUUUUAAGAUACUUAUUGCUGCUUUAAAAUUAGGAUGGGAUUCUGAACGGCAUCCAUUGCAUUAUCAUACUAUGCAAAGCAUGUAAGAGGAGGGUGGGUUGUGUCAUUAUUCUCCUUCAUAUUACUCAUUUCUUUCCCAUGGUAACACAUAAACCCGUGCUGCAGAGAUAUUUCACUUCUCAUUGAACUCAUUGAUCCAACCCAUAAUUUGUACCCCUUGCCCUUUAAAAAAAACCCUCCUCAAAGCAUUUCACUUUGUCCUAAUGGUCCGUACCAAAACUUUACGAAACAUCACUAUCCCAUUCCUGACUUUCUCAGAACUGUGUUUUCUUUUUUUAAAAGGAUGUACUGUGAAAACAAAGUAGUAUUUAUAUCUUAAAUAUAUGUGAAAACAGCAA